Molecule: messenger RNA, 1892 nt
Organism: Cuscuta campestris
Lineage: Eukaryota; Viridiplantae; Streptophyta; Magnoliopsida; Solanales; Convolvulaceae
Source: the annotation of a GenBank genome assembly
UUGGAGCGAUUGAGAGGGAAAACACAGAAUAUACGCUAAUGUAGAGCGUUCCCGUCGCGUCCCGGAGCUUCCCAUGCGUGAAGAAGGUCACGAUCUACACGAAGGAGGAGUCCUACAUCGCCAAACAGAUCGUGACGUCCAGAAGAUGAACAAGAGCUGAACGAGUGGGCUGCCAACACGUUUGUCCUCGUGAUCUCGGUGGAGAUGUGAUAGCCAAAGCAGAUCUGAACAGAGUUCGGGUUAGAAAUCCUAGAUUAGAAGUUUUGUCAUAGCAAUUCAGAGAAGUGUGUCUCAUCAUGUUGUUAUGUACAGGUGUAACUUGCAUCUAGUGAUUUAGUGGAGGGCUAUUACACGGACGUGGGCCCCACAGAUUAGGAGAGUUUCUCCGAACUGCGUAAACAUAUCUGGUGUUAUUUUUACACUUUUUACAGUUACAGCAUUAUGCCCAGUAGGCGCUGUAACACCCUCUGCGUCAUCUGCUUCUGUGUGUGCUUGUGACAGAGAAGUGUUAGAGCACAUUGUCCGUCAUCUGUUUCUGGACAGUGCUGCAACAUCUUCUCUGCAGCAGAAUUGGUUGAUUUGUUUGCAUGGUUUUUAAUUGGUGAUUUCCGCUGCGCCCCCACGAACUGCCCCCACGAACUUACAGGAAUGUCCUUAAUGUUGAUAUGCCAACUAUAGCCCCUUGAGAAGAGGAACAGAACAUCUGUUCAAAUGUUGUUUGGCUCUAUUGUUGGAGGCUCAAGUAUUGAAGAAAGACAGCGAUGUGCUAGAGAAGUUGCCAGCGAAAUUUGUCAUGUUAUUGGAUUGGUGGCUUUGGAUUAGAGAGAUUAUAGAGGAACACACUGUUCUUUAGUGUUGUUACUGAAAUUUUAGUGCACACAUCUUUCCUUUUGUUCCUUUUUCAGCAGUAUUUUUGGGAGUGUAACUACAUUUUCAACAGUAUUUUUUGUAAUUGUGUGGCAUGAACUAACAACUCAAAUUCCAUAUAAGUUACUACUAAAAACGAAGGACCCUAUCAAAUCCAGAUUUUUUUUUAAAAAAAGGGGCGGAGACAGGGGGGGCAUGCCUGGGCAAGUGCCCCCGGCGAAAAUCCGGCGAAUUAGCAUUAGGUACCCAAUCGGCGAUGGGAGGCUGAAUUUGCCCCCCCAGAUUUUUCGAAGCUUUCCUUGGUCCGGCCGGCGGCAGCAGCUCGAAGAAGAAGGAGCCAUUCCCGAAGAAAAAGAAAUCCCGGCUGCUGAAGAUGGGCGUGAUGUUGUGAUUCUUGGGAAGGUGAAUGGAAUCGGACGGCUCAAUUUUAUCCGAAAUAACCAAAUCUGGCCGUCAAUUACAAACGCCGGUUGGUCUGGAUUUUUUCGUGAAGAUUUGCAACGUUUUCUCUCCACCCGAGUCCCUCUGGUUUUCCCUACUGCGGAUUCUCCGAUACCGGCCCAUCAUCGCCAGAUUCUCCUCUGCCGGGGUCUUCCAAAUUACAAUCCCGACCACCUUUACUUUGUCUGGUGUGUCGUUGAAGCCGCGGGCAGCUUUUGAGUCAAGAUCUCUUCAGAGGUUUAAAUAAUAUGGAUACAGAGGUGAAUAAAGAUGAUGAGUUCUCUUUAGAUGCUUAAGAAGCUAGCAGGAAUAAUGGCAUAAAUAGUAGUUGAAGAGUGCUUUUGGCUGAGUGUGAUAUGGUCAUAUGCUAUUUAUUGGAUGAUGUUGUCUUAUAAUGAAGAUGGUCUCUUAAGCGUGGCUAAUCAUGAAGAUCUUUAAUGUGGAGCAUGACCUUGGGCUUGCAUUUUGCACAUCAAUCUCUUAUAAAUUUGUUUUGUUGAUUUGGAUUUGGCUCCAUGCUGUCAUAGUGGGCAAAUAUUUGGUGUUUUUAUUCUUUUGGAAUCAAGUAAAAACACAUCAUUAUC